UUACAAUACUGCGGCGGGCGUAGUCCAGUCCGAAUUAUACACUGUAUUGCACGUAACGUGAUAACGUGGCCUCUUGUGAAAUAUACGAUUUAUACAUCGUUAAUUUAGUUCAUUUAGUUUUUAGUACGACCUAUUGAAGUGGCCGUGUGGUUUUAGAUUUUCGUGUUAAAGUUUUUUAGCAACAUCAAAUUGGUAUCGAUAUGGCGGAUCCAGAUGUGAAUCUGAAAUUUGAGACGAUGGAAGCCGGAGAUUUUAAAGAUUUUGCCAAAGCUAUGACUGAUUACAUAGCAGAAUAUUUGGAAAACAUAAGAGAUAGGCAAGUAGUACCAUCAGUGAAGCCAGGCUACUUAAGGCCCCUCGUACCAGAGCAGGCUCCCAAUCAACCAGAGCCAUGGACUGCUGUCAUGGCCGAUAUCGAACGAGUGGUUAUGUCCGGGGUAACGCAUUGGCAUUCCCCGCGGUUCCACGCCUAUUUCCCUACGGCUAACUCGUAUCCGUCUAUCGUGGCCGAUAUGCUUAGCGGUGCUAUUGCCUGCAUCGGCUUUACAUGGAUUGCAAGCCCGGCAUGUACUGAGCUGGAGGUUGUGAUGCUAGACUGGUUGGGCCAAAUGUUGGGGCUGCCAGAGACGUUUUUAGCUCGUUCUGGAGGAGAAGCCGGAGGCGUUAUCCAGGGUACGGCUAGCGAGGCUACACUCGUUGCGCUGCUCGGUGCCAAGGCUCGGAUGAUGCAGCGUGUUAAGGAGUCACAUCCUGAAUGGACCGAAACAGAAAUACUUUCGAAACUUGUCGGAUAUUGCAAUAAGCAAGCACAUUCAUCUGUGGAAAGAGCUGGUCUUUUGGGUGGGGUAAAACUCCGAUCAUUGAAGCCGGAUUGUAAACGGCGACUACGUGGUGAUAUAUUACGUGAAGCCAUGGAAGAAGAUAUACGCAAUGGGCUUAUUCCAUUUUAUGUAGUCGCCACUUUAGGUACAACAUCAUCUUGCACCUUUGAUGCGUUGGAUGAAUUAGGCGAAGUGUGCAACGCGCAAGAUGUGUGGUUACACGUGGAUGCUGCCUAUGCUGGAUCUGCAUUCAUCUGCCCAGAAUUUCGUUAUCUUAUGAAAGGCAUUGAGAAAGCAGACUCUUUUAAUUUCAAUCCCCAUAAAUGGAUGUUAGUGAAUUUUGACUGUUCUGCAAUGUGGUUGAAACAACCACGGUGGAUCGUUGAUGCCUUUAAUGUAGAUCCACUUUACUUGAAGCAUGACCAGCAAGGAUCGGCGCCUGAUUAUCGACACUGGCAAAUACCUCUUGGACGUCGAUUCAGAGCUCUCAAACUUUGGUUCGUUUUGAGAUUAUAUGGUGUGGAAAAUCUGCAAAAACACAUCAGAAAACAUGUUGCUUUGGCUCAUCUCUUUGAGAAGCUGUGCACUUCGGAUGAACGAUUCGAGAUUUUUGAGGAGGUAAUAAUGGGUUUAGUUUGCUUCAGACUUAAAGGGAGCAACGAACUAAAUGAAGAGUUGCUGCGACGUAUUAAUGGGCGGGGAAAAAUUCAUCUUGUUCCUUCAAAAAUUGAUGAUGUCUAUUUCUUAAGAUUAGCUGUUUGUUCUCGAUUUUCUGAAGAAAGUGAUAUUCAAGUGUCCUGGGAGGAAGUUAAAUCAUCAGCAGAUGAAGUCUUGAAAACUUUCAAAAACAAUAAGCCAUAAGAAACAAUAAGAAAUUUGAAACAAAUAUUAUUAGAACGACAACUAAAAAUUCAAUGAUAUAAAAUUCAGAAUUAUCCUCAAAUCUCAACAAGUUAUAGAGCUAAUUAUUAUUAUUUGUUUAUUAGUGAUUAUAUGUGCACAUAUGUGUGUUCGUGUGUUAAUAGUUAAUGAGAAUACACCUAGUAAUUUAAAAAGUAGAUGCCUAAUUAUAACAUAUCCUUCUUCUAAUAAAAUAUUUUUUUUUACUUAAAACUCAAUUUGGCAACAUAAAACAACUACCUAGUUGUAAUUAAUUUACCUGUAUUCAUAAAAGACAGAUUCUAUAUAGAUUUACUAAAUGCCAUGUGAAUUUGACUUAUGUUGACUAUAUUAGGUAUGUACUUUUACUAUGGUUAUUGCCUUGUAUCUACUAACUUAGCUUUAAAAUAUACUUGGUGUUGUCAUUAUUACAUAACAUAAUAUUAUUCAAUAGACAUCUACUGUACCAUUAUAUUAAAAUUUACAUAUUAUUUACAUUUAAUAUAUUAUUAUUAUAACGAAUCUACAUGUAGAAAGAAUUAAAAUUCCUAGUAGUUAAAUAGUAAAUUUAGCUUACAUGAGUCUUUGUACUCGUAGUUGCACUUUUCAUCUUCUAAUGUGAAUAUAUAGAUUCUAUUAACACCUUCACUAUUACUACAAGAAUAAAUAAUUCUUUUUAUUACGCUAUUGCGAUACAAGGGCGAAAAUUGUUGACCAGUGGAUAAAUACAAGUGGGACUUGUUUCUUUCAACACUAAUGUGAUAAAGUAUUCAAGUAUAAUUAUUUUUAUUAUUCGUAUCGUUGCAAUUUGGGAACAAAUUUUAAAUAUGUAGGUACUGUAGUAGAUAUACUCACAGAGUACAUCUACUGAUGACUAUGUUGUGAUGAUCAAAUGUGAUUUAUUUUGUAAAAUAAACUUCUCUUGUAAUUUUUAUAUUUAGUUUGUAAAUUAUUACUUAUGUGAUAAGUUUUGACCAAUUAUUAUAAAUUUACCUAAGUACACAUUUAUAUAAAAAUAUUCGUGAAAUAUCCGAGACAAUAGGUAAAAGAUAAUAAAAAAAAAUAGUUAUACAUUAUUUAUAAAUAUCUAAUUGUCUAUUUAUUGUAUGAAUUAUAUGGAGUAUUCCAAUAUGAUAA
This is a messenger RNA of Galleria mellonella (greater wax moth), 2837 nucleotides long. RefSeq names its product aromatic-L-amino-acid decarboxylase. Bases 201 to 1682 code for a protein of 493 amino acids. Lineage: Eukaryota; Metazoa; Arthropoda; Insecta; Lepidoptera; Pyralidae. The record is from RefSeq and is a predicted model, not a curated record. The transcript is spliced from 7 exons. Gene Ontology annotation, molecular function: aromatic-L-amino-acid decarboxylase activity; pyridoxal phosphate binding. Gene Ontology annotation, biological process: serotonin biosynthetic process; amino acid metabolic process; catecholamine metabolic process.